Molecule: messenger RNA, 264 nt
Organism: Pipistrellus nathusii (Nathusius's pipistrelle)
Lineage: Eukaryota; Metazoa; Chordata; Mammalia; Chiroptera; Vespertilionidae
Source: the annotation of a GenBank genome assembly
AUGUCUCAGGCUGAGUUUGACAAAGCUGCUGAGGACGUCAAGCACCUCAAGACCAAGCCCGCGGACGACGAGAUGCUGUUCAUCUACAGCCGCUACAAACAGGCCACUGUGGGAGACGUGAAUACAGAACGGCCUGGGAUGCUGGACCUCAAAGGCAAGGCCAAGUGGGAUGCCUGGAAUGCGCUGAAAGGGACGUCCAAGGAAGAUGCCAUGAAAGCGUACAUCAACAAAGUAGAAGAACUGAAGACAAAGUACGGAAUGUAG